Molecule: messenger RNA, 1973 nt
Organism: Glycine soja
Lineage: Eukaryota; Viridiplantae; Streptophyta; Magnoliopsida; Fabales; Fabaceae
Product: protein DETOXIFICATION 53-like
Exons: 3
Coding region: 149-1768 (539 amino acids)
Biological process (GO): xenobiotic detoxification by transmembrane export across the plasma membrane
Cellular component (GO): membrane
Molecular function (GO): xenobiotic transmembrane transporter activity; antiporter activity
Source: RefSeq, a predicted model, not a curated record
ACAACUGUUUUCCAAGUCCCAAAACGCCUCUGUGCCAGUAUCCAUGUUCUUUUGCAGUUACACUUAAGGAGAGUCGCAAACCUUAACUACGACAUUCUUCAGUGACACAGUACACUCAUCUUUCUUGAGAUACCAUACCAAGAUAAACAUGUGCACUGGUGCUGAAUCUCGAGGAGAUAUAAAUGGUGAUCCUGUGAUUUCAAAGGUUGGAGGAGGAGACUAUGAGGAUAGAAUGAGAACCAUAGAAUUGGAAGGUGGUGGAGAAGAAAGAGCUUGCAACUGUGGCACAUUUGUUCAAGGGCUUCUUCAAGGCAUACACCAUCAUCUCACUGCCCUUAAUCUCCCUACCCUUUCUGCUUCUGAGUUGAAAGAAGAGUUGCAAUCUCUUGCAAAGGUUGCAUGUCCCAUAAUAAUGACUAGCCUAAUGAUGUACUCUCGAUCUGCUGUGUCCAUGUUGUUCUUGGGUCGGCAAGGGAAAGUAGAGCUAGCAGGAGGCUCACUAGCACUUGGAUUUGCCAACAUCACUGCAAAUUCAGUCCUCAAAGGCCUCACUAUGGGAAUGGACCCAAUUUGUUGCCAAGCAUAUGGUGCAAAGAGAUGGUCAGUUCUCAACCAAACCUUUCUCAGAACUCUAUGUCUCCUCCUACUUGUUGCCAUACCAAUUUCAGUUUUAUGGCUAAACAUGGAACCAAUCCUUCAAAUGCUAGGUCAAGACCCUGAAGUCACAAAAGUUGCCCAAGUUUACAUGGUCUUCUCUAUUCCAGAGUUGCUAGCUCAGGCUCAUCUUAAUCCAUUGAGGUCUUUCCUUAGAACUCAAGGCUUAACCACCCCAGUUACUAUAGCUGCUUCUUGUGCAGCACUCUUGCACCUUCCUAUUAACUAUUUCUUGGCCACAUACUUAAACUUGGGGGUAAAGGGUAUUGCAUUAGCCACUGGUUUGAACUCAAUAAACAUGACUUUGGGUUUGUUGCUAUAUAUUUUGUUCUCAAAGAAACCACUUAAGCCUUGGCAAGGUGCUACACUUCUCUCAGCCUUUCAUGGAUGGAAACCACUGCUGAGUUUGGCAUUGCCUAGUUGCAUCUCAGUGUGCUUGGAGUGGUGGUGGUAUGAGAUAAUGUUAUUUCUGUGUGGCUUGCUGAGCAAUCCACAAGCCACAGUUGCUACCAUGGGGAUCCUCAUUCAAACACUAGGGUUCUUGUAUGUGUUCCCAUUUUCACUAAGCAUAGCAUUGACAACAAGAAUUGGUCACUCACUAGGUGCAGGGCAAGCAUCCAAGGCCCAAAGCACAGCCAUGAUAGGGUUUUUCACAGCAUUCACCUUGGGGAUCACUGCCUUCAUUUUGCUGUUUUUUGUGAGGAAAUCAUGGGGUAAACUUUUCACUAAUGAGACACAAAUUGUUGAGUUGGUCACAACCAUACUUCCCAUUCUAGGGUUGUGUGAGGUUAGCAAUUGGCCCCAAACAGUUUCAUGUGGGAUUUUGUCAGGCACUGCUAGGCCUUAUUUGGGUGCAAGAAUAAACUUGUGUGCAUUUUAUCUAGUUGGAUUGCCAGUUUCUGUUUUUGCUACAUUCAUAUACAAGUAUGAAUUGGUGGGUUUGUGGUCUGGAAUGGUGGCUGCACAGGCUUCAUGUCUUUGUAUGAUGGUUUACACAUUGAUUCAAACAGAUUGGGGGCAACAAUGUAAGAGGGCUUUGGAGCUAGCUCAGAAAGCAACAGAGCAGGAAAAUAAAAAUGAUGAGGAAAGUGGGUUGCUUGGUUCUGAUCAAUGAGAUUUUUACAAAUUCAUUUUUUUUUUUGCGCGGUGUUAGUUAAUUGAUUAACCAUAUAUUGUUCAUUUCAGUAACCAUUUAUUGUUGAUUCAUUAUUAGGAUGUACAAAAGAAAAAAAGCUUGUGCAUUGUGAACAACUCAUUCACAAUCAAAGCUUUAUUUAGUUAGCAAUAUGCCAUAGAUGAUACGAAAAAUUGCUUAGUGG